AUGAUGCGCCCGCGCGACCCACGUAUCCGCCAGCGGAUCAAUCAGAUCUCGCAUAAUCUAGAGUCUGCCAACGAGUCCGCUCAGGAGGGUCUAUACACCUUCUCUCAGAACUACCUCUCCCCAUGCCUGGCCAACAUUGGAAAUUGUGUCCAGACCUGCACGGCGCCAUGCCUGCCCAGCCGUGAGGACCAACUACGGCGCCGUCGACGCGGCCGUGCUGAGGCCAGCUUUGACUUCUACGAUGAUUGGGAUAAUGAGGAGGGUGAGGAGAGUCUGCUUGGCUGGGGCACUGGUGAACUUGACCGGCUGCUUGCGGGUAGUGGGCUGGCUCGCGGUGGUGGCAGUGCGGAGCAGCCUCGGCGGCCGAGGAAGAUGAGCUAUGGGACUCGUCAGACGAGAAGGCGGAGCACGGUGCAUAUCCCGGAUACCCGUGCUGAUCCUACGGUUAUACCAAGUUCGUCAUUGAUAGGAUUUUUGGAGCGCUUUCCCUGGCGAUUUGGUGCCAGAGGCGUCAAGUAUCGGCCCUCUGCUGCUGAUUUGCAAGAACAUCCGGGUAGUCACCGUCGUCAUGAACCGGAGGACGAGCCAUUGAUGGAGGCUGCAGAAGAUGACGGGGACUUUGUGUCUUAUCAAAAUAAGGGGAGGGAACGGAGCGGUACCCAGUCGUCGCGGGGGACAUCUAAUUCACUCAGUUCCCGAGGUGAUCUAUUUCCUAGCGACGAGGAGGAAGACGCUGUUCCGCUGGAUGAUGAAUUUGCGUUGGUCUUUGGACGGCGGAACACAGGACUUGAGUCGGAUGAUCAGUCUGGGACGAAGCCCGAGAUGGUUAGAUCGGCCUCGGGCACGUCGAGUCUAGGCGAUGCAUCGUCCAAGAAGUCCAAGCGGAAGAAAAAGAAGAAGCGCUCGUCGACCAAGACAACCAUGAGUGCGGACCAGGAUGGCGUUUACAGCAUUGGAACGCCGUCAACUGCGGACCUGAAAAUGGAAGAGGAGCAGGUAGCACGGGAAGAAGAGUCCAUGGUCCAGAAAAAGCGACUCGCAGCACAAGAAUUGGCUUUGAAGCGCGGCCUGGAGCCGAGCAGUGCUGAUAUGGUGCGAUAUUCACAGCCACCUGGUCUCCAAAUGAACGAUGGUCUAAAUUUUGUAUCACAGUCCCCGAAAACUACCAUCCCUACCAACCAAGCAACCGAGCCGUCUCCAACUCAUAGCCCCCAAAUGGCAGCGCGAGAUCAAAUCUCAAAGGGCCACAUCAGGCAAUCAAGUGACUCGUCCGCUCACCAGUACUCAGUGGAUCAGAUCGAGCCUUUCCCGCCGUUCCCGCUACCAGCAUCUUCUUUACCUACUGACUCACCCGGUACCGCUGUUGCUUCUCCUCGGCCUGGCUCAUUGAAUGCCGACAGCGGCACCGAAAAUGCCCGUGAAGCCGAUGACGAAGCACCCCAUUAA
Messenger RNA from Penicillium subrubescens, 1446 nucleotides. RefSeq lists its product as uncharacterized. The coding region runs from base 1 to 1446 and encodes 481 amino acids. The record is from RefSeq and is a predicted model, not a curated record. The transcript has a single exon. NCBI's taxonomy places the organism in Eukaryota, Fungi, Ascomycota, Eurotiomycetes, Eurotiales, Aspergillaceae.